UCGAAAUAAAUACAAAUAUACGUAUUAUCGAGAAAUGUUUUAUGAAAUAAUGAUAACAUAAUCUCAUUUGUGAACUUUUAACAUCUUUAACCGCUAAUAGCGGAUAUAAUAACGGAUGGGAUUGUUUUUUCUUUGUGUUUAUGUUUUUAUUAUUUUUAUUUCAACAUGUUUCUAAUAGCUCACGUUGCUUGACUUCGGCUACUUGCAUUUUAUGCUGCCUUGCAUAGCUCAUCAUCAUCAAAGAGCAUGUGCUCGUUAUCAUCAAAAGUUAGCAACUCUCGCACAUCGUAUUAUCUGCGAUAAAAACGAGAGUCGAUAAAUUCAAGCAACUCGGUUGAAGCAAUAAUCACGAAAAUGAACGUUUUACUCCAGAAACAUGGAGCUAAACAUAUAUACAAAGUCCCGGAAGGAUUGCGCGAAUUAUGCGCCGACAUCGCACGCGAGGUUUGCCCUACGAAAUUAUUAUUUGACUUCUUACUGCCGUCUUGUCAAAGGACGAUUAAAUUAUUAUUUGAUCCGUAAAGGUUUUACGCUCGCAACCGAGGAACAUCUAUUGCUUCGUUGCCGAUUAUGUAGAAGCACUCCUAAUUACGCGAGAAAAUGCAAAAGUUGCGGUGAAAGUCGUAAACAAUAUUUUACUGGGAAGCCAAGCCAUCGUGGGCAUACUUUAUCGCAGCGGCUUGAGUUUAGAGCAGAUCGCCUGCGCUGCUCCCAGAAUUCAGAGGGCAUUCCGCGCGUACUUGGACGCGGUAGACAUGCGAGCGUACCAGACGACACUUGCGACGAACAGUCCAGGAUAUCUCUGCAGUGUAUCCUGCAAGCGACGGGAACACCGCUGGAACAGGCGGAGAAGUCUGCCAUAAUAAUACAGGCCGCUUUCCGCGGUCAUUACGAGAGAAUGUUGUUAAACGAGUCCCGGGGCAUGAUUCAAUGGCAACGAGCGGCAACGAGGACCCUGGAGAUUCUGAGAAAAGCCGGAGCUUCGCAGGCGGAGGCGUCGAAAGCCGCUAUUCUAAUACAGGCUACUUACCGCGGAUACUAUACGAGGAGAAAUAUAAAAAUGAAAAUGACGACUACGCAAUUGCAAGAGGAAAAGGAAGACGACGUGAUAGAAUCCAGAGACACCAUUCCAGCAGUAGCCUGGUUAGAUAUGAUGUACGAGGAAUCAGGACUGACGCAGACGAGAGCUAAUGAAGCUGCUUCUAUUAUACAAAAAGCUUACAGACAGUAUCGUCAAAAAAAGAAUAACUAUAAUACACCGCGGAUAGAAUCUACAAGAUCGUUGGUAGCGGAAGCUAUUGUCAAAAAUUUGCAUCAGAAAGUUUUCGACGAAAUUAAGAACCGCGAGGACAUUCCUACAGAAUUUAGUAAUCGAAAAGACUUGACAAAGACUAGCGAAGAACUUCAGCGUACUCUUAAAGACCGGUUGACACAUGCUCGCAUAAAGGAGGAAGAAUACAACGAACAAGAGUUUGUUCGCACAGAAGUGUCCGAACCGAAAUUAGAAAACGACGAUACGUACUCGAACGGCGCGGAAGAUCAGGAAGAAGCCCGAGAGAUCGAAGUAGAAACGGAACGUGAAGGAACGUACGUGCGGGACUAACAUCAGCGAGAGGACCAAACUUCUUGGGGAAAAGGGAGACAGAAAAAGGAGGGAAAUGCUGCAGGUCAGAAUUCUUUUCAAAAGUGCCGGCGGAUGAGCCAAUUAACAUGGAACGAACGGUGCGAGGAAAGAAACGAGACAACGAAGAACGCGACCAGCGGAAAAGCUGCCACCGGAGGCCGCCCAAUAAAUGCCGGAGACACAGCGGCAUUUAAUGCCCGCAUUCGACAUGCUUAAGUUCGAUAAUUUCGUUAACGUGCCGCGCUUCCGUAGCGAGCUUUAAAAUUCCCACAGACGGGAAAUGGUCCCGACACAUGUAUUACAAGUAAAAUGAAUUAAAAACUGUCCCGCCUGCGUAACUUUAAUUUAAUUCGACUGAUACGAGUUAAAGCGUUUCAUGGGGGGCUCAUUCAAAUUUGGUUUGCAUAAUUUUUAUUCUUGACAUUUUUAGUUUUAAUACUCCGCUACACAUUAUUUCGCAUUAGUACGGCGUGAGUAAAAGUACCAUGAAAAAAAUUCAAUGGUUUAAAUGUGUGUGAGAAACGCGGUAUAAGUACAGCGAUUGUGCUUGAAUUUUUUGCGCACACCGCUAUGGUAU
Molecule: messenger RNA, 2201 nt
Organism: Formica exsecta
Lineage: Eukaryota; Metazoa; Arthropoda; Insecta; Hymenoptera; Formicidae
Exons: 8
Coding region: 377-1603 (408 amino acids)
Molecular function (GO): calmodulin binding
Source: RefSeq, a predicted model, not a curated record